Trichoderma virens Gv29-8 is the source of this 861-nucleotide messenger RNA. RefSeq lists its product as uncharacterized. The record is from RefSeq and is a predicted model, not a curated record. NCBI's taxonomy places the organism in Eukaryota, Fungi, Ascomycota, Sordariomycetes, Hypocreales, Hypocreaceae. The transcript is spliced from 2 exons. Bases 1 to 861 code for a protein of 286 amino acids.
AUGUUUGAGCUUCCCGAUGCAAAGAGAGUCCGCCGGGAGGAUUUACGUGCAUCGGAUGAAUCUUCGUGGAGCGAGAGUGAAGCAGACUCAGAGCUGGAGGCAAGGCUCAAUGCACAAAUCGCCAGAUCACUUGGAAUAGACGAGAGUGCAUUUCGCGCGCCGAAACCACAGGUUCCCUUGCCUGUACCUACCAAACCUCAGGCUAAUGGUAGUAAAGAAGACGAUGGGCUCAGCUCUGAUUCGGAAAGUGAACCAAAGACUCCCGCCGAUGAUUCUACGUUCAACCAAGGUGGCGAGGUUGAGGAUGAAGCCUAUGCCUUUCGGCUCUUCAGCACGGCUGGUCCGGCGCCAACGGUUGUUCUUGAAAACUACGACAGAGUUGUAGAAGGCAAACUCCUCAGGGGUCGGCCGUUAUCAUACUACUUGGUAACGGACGUGUCACCAGAGAAGAAGCAGCAGUACGAGAUGGUAGCAGUGAGCGGAGAAGACGUCCUCGCGCGAUCUAAAGUGAGGGAAUGGGGCCUUGAGCUCCCCUGGCGAGUCACAAACAUACAAGUCACGAGGAAAGCCCGCCCAGGAGAAGGGGCGAAUCUCACUCGUGUCGACGAUGAGCAGCAGGCGAAGAGGAAGAAGCCGGGGAAGAAGCGCAGGAUAGCGAUGAGGACGGAGGCAAGGGCAAAGGAGCAGGCUGAAGCGGCGGCGAAGCAGAAGAUGGCUGAAAAGAAGGAGCAGGUGAAGGAGAAGAAGAAGAGGUUGAAUAAAUUGAAGAAGGCGAGAAGAAAGGCGAAGAGAAAGGCUGGCAAGGGCGAGAAUGGUGGAGGCGGUGGUGAGUCGGGGGAGGGCUCUUCUGAUGAGGAGUAA